CUUUAAUUAGAACGUGUCACAAGUUAAUAGUUAAUUGUACUUUUUUUAAACUAUUUUACUAUUAUUGUUGGAAGUUUUGGUAACAACACAUAUUGCGAGUGCACUAGUAUAAGAUUGCAAGGGUGGAAAUUAGACUUAGUACCUAUUUUAAAUGAUGAACUUUAAUUUUUAUUCAUUAUUUUUAACUCUUAUUUUAAUACCCAAAUUUUCAAUUAAUGUACCCAUUAUACCCCUUCAAUUACAUACUUUUUUUUCUCCUUAAACACCCUACAAUUAGAAUGCAUUUCCAAUUUAAUUAUAAUAUGACACAUAUAAUACACAUUACAACAACACUUAGAACCAUGUGUUCAAAUAAGGGUAAUUUUGGAAGUCUCAUGAUAAUAAUGGGUAAAAUUCAACUAAAUAUAUUUAGUGUCUAAUUUUAGUUAACUACUUUUAAAAAUGGGUAGUUAUCAAAUUUUCCCAUUGCAAGGUCUUAUAUAGGGAAUUGAUAACUUGUGAGAGUAUUUUUUUUGCUAAAGUUAGGUUCCCCUAUUUAUAGGGAAUUGAUAAGGUUGUUACAAUUUUUUGUCCAUUAGUUGAACAAUUACUAGGAACGAUAUAGAAAAUACAUCUUCUUGAAAUGAGUAGAUCGCAUCGAUCUUCUUGUAAGAUAGUGCCCCGGCCCCCGGUUAUGUGAGAACACUUAUUCGAGAAUGGAAAACUCAUUCUUUCUCUUCUUGCUACAUAACAAUUGCCCUGAGUUUUUCAAAGUUGCUCAAGCACCCAGCACGAACUACUUGAGCAAGAAGGACCAUAAAAAUCUACAAUUAUUGCAUUAAUUGAUUCUCAAUCAUCCUUUCACUCUAACGAGAUCAUUGUUCGUCUUCUUAUUGUAAAUUUUCCUGCCUAAAUGUUGAUGCAGGGUCAGUCCUGAAUAAGAUUGGGUCUUAGGAAAUAUUAAAGAUUAAGGGUCCUUUUGUAUAAAGUUUCUAAACGUUUAUGGUAUUUUUCAAAAGUAUUUUGAAAAAAUGGGCCAUUGGACUAAGGGAGUCCGCCUUAGCUCAUGGUUGGCCCUGUGUUGACCCAUUGGAUUGGAUAAAGAAACUAGUAGUCUUUCCAUUCCAUAUGUCUAGUGAUCAAUGGGCCGCCUUCGAGUAUAAGUAAACAUUUUGAAAGAAAAAAAAAUCUAUUCAUUUCAUUUCUCCCAAAAUACUAAUGCACUUUCCAAUUUUUAUUUUCUAAAAUCCCAAAUAAUCCCCUAUGCUUUUUACUCCAAUCUCCUUUAAAAUUAAGCUCCCGAACCUAGAGUAGAGAAUCAAUCUCUCUGUGCAGAAUCAAAAGCAUUCAGAAGCUUGGAACCACUUUUUUGGUACUGUCAAACGCCGCAACCUUUUUUUUUUCUACAUUUUAAGAAACUCUAGCUCGCUUUAGUCUUACCAAGAAUGCUUCCACGAGAGCCAUGAGCUUUUUAACCAUCCACCAUAAAACUAAGGAAAAACACCAAUGCCUCCAAAGGCUGACAUCAUAUUGCGAGGCUACUCUGGCUGGAACUCAAGACGUGCUCUUCUUGUCUUGGAUCAAGUUUUUCCUAAGGAUGCAGCAAUUCAACCUUCUUUGGUGAUAGUCUACUUUGGAGGUAAUGACUCGUUGCGUCCACAUCCAUCUGGACUAGGCCCUCAUGUCCCACUUCCUGAAUAUGUUGAUAAUAUGAAAAAAAUUGCUACCCAUCUCAAGGGCCUUUCAGAAAAAACUCGCUUAAUCUUUCUUACUGCUCCUCCUGUAAACGAGGAACAAAUUCUUGAAUUCUAUAGUGAAUUUGAAGAUAUGGGUCGAACAAAUGAGCUGUGCCGAGAGUACUCAGAUGCUUGCCUAGAGCUAUGCAAAGAGAUGGAUAUCAAGGCCAUUGAUAUGUUUACUUCAAUCCAGAAAAAGAAGAAUUGGCGAACUACUUGCUUCACAGAUGGAAUACACUUUACAUUUGAGGCUAGUAAGAUUAUACUGAAGGAGAUAUUGAAGGUGCUCAAAGAGGCAGACUGGGAACCAAGCUUACACUUUCGCUCAUUGCCAGCUCAAUUUGGAGAAGAUUCACCCUAUGAUCCUAUCAGUGCUGAUGGAAAGACGACUAUUAACAUAUCCGAUAAUCACUCUGACGUAAUCAUCCAACGGCUAAAAUUAUAUGAUGAUGAUGAGAAUUAAGGAUACAGAUUGUUAAAGCUCUUGUGAGUUGAUAAUACCCAAGAAAGAGGUGACUAAGCCAAAAGAUGAUACACACAUUUGGCUGGAAUAAGUGUACUCCCAAAGUUCCUGUUUAAAAUUUGAGAAUCUUAAUUGAUAAGGUGAUCAUUCAAUACUCAA
Messenger RNA from Humulus lupulus (European hop), 2337 nucleotides. Its product is annotated as GDSL esterase/lipase CPRD49-like. NCBI's taxonomy places the organism in Eukaryota, Viridiplantae, Streptophyta, Magnoliopsida, Rosales, Cannabaceae. The transcript has 7 exons. The record is from RefSeq and is a predicted model, not a curated record. The coding region runs from base 1486 to 2178 and encodes 230 amino acids.